This is a messenger RNA of Oryza brachyantha (malo sina), 1512 nucleotides long. RefSeq lists its product as uncharacterized. The coding region runs from base 217 to 1101 and encodes 294 amino acids. The record is from RefSeq and is a predicted model, not a curated record. The transcript is spliced from 5 exons. NCBI's taxonomy places the organism in Eukaryota, Viridiplantae, Streptophyta, Magnoliopsida, Poales, Poaceae.
CAGGUUGAAGACGACAACUGCGACAGCAAGAACGCGAGGCCAGCGACCACAAACCGAUCUCCACUUGUGCAGAUGAUCAGAGAGAGAGAGAUGGCCAAGCCGCGAGCAACACGAUAAGCCACCCGAUCAGUGGCUCGCCUCACUCCAUGCGCGAGCUCGAGCUGAGCAGCAAGGCAGCAGCUAGCUACCUAGCUGAGAGAGCGAGUGGACGAUGGAAUGAGGCUCGCAGCUGCCAAACCUUGCAGCUUCUUCCGAAUCUCAAGGGCGGGGGUCGCCGUCGUCGCUGCAGCUGCAGCUGUUCGGCGGCCAUGGCGAGCUGCGGCGGCGAGCGGCAAUGCGGAGGCCGAACGAGACGACGGCGGGGAUGAGCUGGUGUCGCCGACGCGGGCGGGGAGCAGGCGCGCCCGGUUGUCGGCGAGGCGGCGGGAGAGGAUCAGGCUGCUGGACGUGGUGGAGGACGGCGCCGCCGGCGCCGUCGGCGGCAUCGGCGAGUUCCUCCGGCAGCCCGCCGGCGUGGAGUCGCUGCUCAACACGAGGGCGCUGCAGAGCUUCGCCGCCGUCGAGCCGGAGCCCAACACGUUCCGGUGCACGCUGCGGACCAUCGGCUUCCUCGGCUUCCAGGUCGCUCCGGUGCUCGACCUCCGCGUCACCCCGACCUGCACCGACUGCACCGUCGAGAUGCUCUCCUGCAGGUUUGAGGGUUCAGGCUCAGUUGAGCAGCAGAAUGAGCUAUUUUCAGCCUUCAUGAGCAACCAUAUAACAUGGAAAGACGACGGUGAGGAGCCAUGCUUGGACAUUGAUGUCAAUUUGGAGGUCACUCUGGAGGUGUUCAUUACAGGUGUACACAAAGCCAUUCACCAUGCUUCCAUUGUCAGCAGUGGAGAAACCAGGCAACCUGUUGAUGCAAGGCCUCCUGGACAGGCUAGUACCCUUACUGGGGGUGCAGCUGCUGAGAGACUACCAUUCGUGGGUUCAGCUUCAGCAGCAGCAGCAGCAGCAGCAGCCUGGAACAUCCUCAUCAGAAACUGCUCAAAUCAACACUUGAUUGGUCCGGAUGGUUCAAUCAAAAUUCAGGGAUUUUGGAGAGGGAAAGAAUUCUGAAAAAAAAAAAGCUGGGAUUGUUUGGAACAAAAUUGGUUGCCUGUGUAACUCAAAAUCAGCGAGUCAGAGAUGGUUUGUACUAUAGUCCAUUGGACCAUUAUUUAUGACUGCGUCAAUACUUCAGUGAAACUAAGGCAUCAAACUCCACAACUUUCAAUCGCUGUUCCAUUCGAAAUACUAGCACUGGUUCUCGCAAGAAAAAAAAAGGAAAGAAAGAAAGAAGCAGAAGAAAUAAUGAAAAAAAAAAUUCAAUAAGCACAAGACUGUGCUAGUAUUCAUAGUAUCUCUACUACUUAAAUCUACUACUUAAAAGGUCAGCCGUCCUCUUACUCACCCAAAGUCACGCAAAAACAAUCUCCACAAAAACCAUAAAACAAUUGAAGUGGUUUAAAAAAUAUGUUUUUCCUCUAA